AUUGGUAGUCAGGGGACCAGGCCGACAAAAUGGCGAAGUUCGUGUGGUUGAUGCUUGGGUUGGUGGUAGCCACACACGCGUUGAGUGUGAAAAAGGCGAAGGCUGUAAAAGGCGAUGAAGACCAAGAACUCGAAUGGCCUUCUCAGUACACACUGAAGGCGAAAAGGAUGUCGCUGACAGACAAUGUCAUUGAAGACUAUUCUAUCUGGAGAACCUCCAAGCAAUCAAGGAUCGACUACAACAACGGCUACGUUAAGUCUUUUGUGAAAGCCAAGUCCAAGGACUUCAAAUACGGAGUCAAAUUUGAGAUUCACCCAGAAGCAACAUUGGACCAAGAUGUAGACAAUGUCUGUAUUGCCAUGGGAGGAAGCAGGUACCGCCGUAUUUCGCCUGAAACUAUCCUACCUGAAGUCGAUGGGUUUGAACCUGAAGUUGAUGAAGUUAUGAAUGACAAAGAAUGCACCAAGUUCGUGUUCGACCACAAAGAUGAGAGCACCGACACUAGGAGCACAUUGUGGGCUACCUAUGAUCAAGCUGAUGAAGCUUGGGUCCCUGUAAGAUACGAGGUUCUGGAAUUCAACUCCUGGUUGGGAUCUAAGGACAAACACGAAAUCUGGGACUUCUACGACUACAGCAAGGACUUCUCUUUCCGCAGUGUCUUUGACACUGAAGACUUUGGUUGCACUAGCCCUGAAGAACACACGAUCGACAGUGAAGCUGUCACCAAGAGACUUUUGUUCCUCGACUCUGAAAAUGACGAACAUGUUGACCAUGCUUUCAAGUCAUUCAUCGGAACUUAUGACAGGAAGUAUGACGCCGAUGAACAUGCUAUGAGGAAGAAUAUCUUCAAGAAGAGUAUGAGACAAGUCAUCCAACACAACCGUCAGAACAAAGGUUACAAACUGGCUAUCAACCAAUUCGCUGAUAAGACUCCCGAAGAAAUGACCAGGUACAUGGGUCUGCUGAAGCGUCCUGAAGGCAAAUCUGGAAACGUACCUUUCCCGUACACUGAAGAAAAACUGAACGAACUCUCUGAAGACGUCCCCAAAGAAUACGACACGAGGCUUCUCGGUCUUGUUUCACACGUUAAAAACCAAGAAGACUGUGGUUCCUGCUGGACUUUCGGAACGACAGCUGCUGUUGAAGGUGCUUUGGCACGAAUCAACGGUGGCAAGCUCAUGGCACUCGCCAACCAGGCUCUUGUAGAUUGUGUUUGGGCUUUCGGUGCCGCGGGCUGUGAUGGCGGUACUGACAACGCGGCCUACGAGUGGAUGAUGGAGUACGGUCUGCCGACUGAAGCAGAAUAUGGUCCAUACACUAACAAGGAUGGAGAGUGCAAUAUUAAAAAUAUGACAACCACAUACCCGAUUCGAGGAUACGUCGAUGUUACACCUUUGAGCGUUGGAGCUUUGAAGGUCGCUCUAGUCAACCACGGUCCUCUGUCCGUGUCAGUACACGUAACCGAGACAUUCUCCAAGUACUCUUCUGGAAUAUUCUACGAUACUGAAUGCAACCAGCUCCAUCUGAACCACGAGGUGACCUUGGUCGGUUACGGAGAACGUGAUGGGGACACCUUCUGGAUCCUGAAGAACUCAUGGGGCCCUCAAUGGGGUAUUGGAGGCUACAUGUACAUUUCUUCUAGGGACAACAUCUGUGGUGUUGCCACUGAACCUACCUACGUUGUCUUCUAAAACAUUCGAUUUUACUGACUGUAUAGAAUCUCUCACUGACUUGACUGUUCUGGCGAAAAAACGGAUUUGAUAUGUAAAUGUUGUAAUAAUAAUUAUUAAGCAAAUAGUUUUCAAUAAGCACGUGGAAUUUUUAUUUAGUUUAGUAAGCAAUAAAUUGAUUGAAUGAU
This is a messenger RNA of Spodoptera exigua (beet armyworm), 1858 nucleotides long. The record is from the annotation of a GenBank genome assembly. Lineage: Eukaryota; Metazoa; Arthropoda; Insecta; Lepidoptera; Noctuidae.